UUAACCAGCCCCGGAGGCUGGGAAAGCAAGGACAGGAAGCCAUCUGAAUCUCAAGCUACGAAGAGUGACCUGUCGGAAGACUGCCUGGCCACGCUUUCCUCAGCCCCCAGAACGAGAGAGUCUCCUGACGGAGAACAGACUCAGAAGGAGGUAGUAUUCCCAGCAAGGAGAGGAGAGAGAAGAGAGAGGAGCGAGCAAGCACCGCGGGGCUGCCUGUUCUGCCUCUGAAUAAGACUGGCCACCAUGAACUCAGGUGAAUUCCGAAGGAGAGGGAAGGAGAUGGUGGAUUUCGUGGCUGACUACUUGGAAGGCAUUGAGGGGCGCCAGGUCUACCCCGACGUGGAGCCCGGCUACUUGCGGCCCCUGAUCCCCACCUCUGCCCCCGAGGAGCCCGACACAUUUGAGGACAUCCUCAAUGAUGUUGAGAAGAUAAUCAUGCCGGGGGUGACCCACUGGCACAGCCCCUACUUCUUCGCCUACUUCCCCACGGCCAACUCGUACCCAGCCCUGCUUGCCGACAUACUGUGUGGGGCCAUCGGCUGCAUCGGCUUCUCUUGGGCCGCAAGUCCGGCGUGCACAGAGCUGGAGACGGUGAUGAUGGACUGGCUGGGGAAGAUGCUGAAGCUGCCAGAGGCAUUUUUGGCCGGACAAGUGGGAGAAGGGGGUGGAGUGAUCCAGGGAAGCGCCAGUGAGGCCACGCUGAUGGCCUUGCUGGCCGCUCGGACCAAGGUGGUGCGCCGUCUCCAGGCCGCCUCCCCGGGGCUGACGCAGGGCGCCAUCAUGGAGAAGCUAGUGGCCUACUCAUCGGAUCAGGCGCACUCGUCGGUGGAAAGAGCCGGAUUAAUUGGAGGCGUGAAACUAAAAGUGAUCCCUUCGGAUGGCAAGUUUGCCAUGCGCGCUUCUGCCCUGCAGGAGGUCCUGGAGAGAGACAAGGCCGAGGGCCUGAUCCCUUUCUUUCUGGUGGCUACGUUGGGGACCACAUCCUGCUGCUCAUUUGACAAUCUCCUAGAAGUGGGUCCUAUCUGUAAUGAGGAGAACAUGUGGCUGCACAUCGAUGCUGCCUACGCGGGCAGCUCCUUCAUCUGCCCUGAGUUCCGGCAUCUUCUGAAUGGAGUAGAGUUUGCAGAUUCGUUUAACUUCAAUCCUCACAAAUGGCUGUUGGUGAAUUUCGACUGCUCUGCAAUGUGGGUGAAGAAGAGGACAGACCUGAUAGGGGCCUUUAAGCUGGACCCCCUCUACCUGAAGCACAGCCAUCAGGACUCAGGGCUUAUCACCGACUAUAGGCACUGGCAGUUGCCUCUGGGCCGGAGGUUUCGCUCUCUGAAGAUGUGGUUUGUUUUUAGGAUGUACGGAGUCAAGGGACUGCAGACCUAUAUCCGCAAGCACGUCCGGCUGGCUCGCGAGUUUGAGUGUUUGGUGCGCCAGGAUCCCCGCUUUGAAAUCUGUGCAGAAGUCACUCUGGGGCUGGUCUGUUUUCGGCUAAAGGGGUCCAACAAACUGAACGAGGACCUUCUGGAAAGGAUCAACAGUGCCAAGAAAAUCCACCUGGUCCCCUGUCACCUCAGAGACAAGUUCGUGCUGCGAUUUGCCAUCUGCUCCCGCUCUGUGGAGCUCACCCACGUGCAGCAGAGCUGGGAGCACAUCAGACAGCUGACCACCGACCUGCUGAGAGCCCAGAGGGACUAGAAGCCUGAGCCGCAGGGAAGGUGCUGCCGAGAUCAGAAGUUGAAAAGAAGUCUAUCUGAACACUGGAAAGAGGAGGCAAUAGACAUUAUUCAGGCUCUGAGGACCCAAGCCUGCAUGUGACCUCACCCUUCUUUCUGUGAAGUUCUCCAGAAGCUUGUGAUUCUAUCUGUUCACUCUCUUACCAAUGAAAAAACGUGACUCACUACAAUCCCGGUGCAUGUAGCUUUUAUUCAUUAUUCAACUGUGACUUUUGUUGAUUAAGAAAUCACAGGUUUUCACACUCUUGAAGUCGUCAGUGGUGGGAGAUAUUUUACUGAGAUAUUUUCUUAAGUGUAUUAUGGGAUCUAGGAUCGUGGGACUUGAGAUUAUACCCGUGGUCUUUAAAUUGUUCUGUCAUGUGGCUCAAUGCUUAAUAAACUAUUUGCAGUG
Molecule: messenger RNA, 2115 nt
Organism: Mustela erminea (ermine)
Lineage: Eukaryota; Metazoa; Chordata; Mammalia; Carnivora; Mustelidae
Gene: DDC
Product: dopa decarboxylase
Exons: 16
Coding region: 244-1686 (480 amino acids)
Biological process (GO): amino acid metabolic process; serotonin biosynthetic process; catecholamine metabolic process
Molecular function (GO): pyridoxal phosphate binding; aromatic-L-amino-acid decarboxylase activity
Source: RefSeq, a predicted model, not a curated record